AUGGAGGAGGUGAUUGUUGAGGAUUGCACUGAGGAAGAGCUGAAUGCGGUGAAAGCAUCCAGUAGCGCAGCACAAAGCACGAUACCAAUCGUGAUCGACGAGCCGAAGACGCAGGCAGAGCCUGCCAAAACCAGUGAUGAGGGUACCAAGGAAACACCUAUUCCCGUAACCCAAUCGGUGUGGGGCAAUGAGAAGAAAAAGACGUUCAGCGAAAUAGUACAAGACACUGCAUGGUACGUGGAAGAUUCUGAUGGUGAAGAUGUAAUGGAGGCAAUAAGGGAGGACGACGAGGACUAUUCAGUCCCGAUGAACGACGAUCCAAAGUGUCCUACAAUCCCUUUCACUGUAGCUGAGGUUAGAAAAUAUAGGAGGGAGUGGCGUUCUGCUCUAAUGGUGAAGGUCCUGGGAAGGACAUACCCUUACCCUGUAGUAGCGAAGCGUCUGCAAGCACUCUGGGCAAGAACUGGACCUAUUCAGAUUACCAACAGAACCCAUGUAUUAGCUGUAGGCAAACUCAGGCUCAAGAUAGGGUGCAUAACCAUGGGUUAUGCACCCAUCAAUAACUAA
This is a messenger RNA of Linum tenue, 567 nucleotides long. The record is from the annotation of a GenBank genome assembly. Lineage: Eukaryota; Viridiplantae; Streptophyta; Magnoliopsida; Malpighiales; Linaceae.